UGUUGCUGGUUAAUCUAGCCCAAAGGCUGAGGAGGAGGAUCAGUGAGGAAGAAGGAGCGCAGUUGCUGAAAUACUUUUUUGUCUUGUUUUUGUUCACUGUCCUAACGAUAUGGAGUCAGCCAUUCAGACAGUGGUGACUACAUUUCUCGGUUCCGCCAGAGGGAAGGAGAACUUAGAUGGGAAAGCCUUCCAGAAACUGGUGAAGAAACAGCUCAGCGGCAUCAUGGAGGACACAAACAGCUCCUCCGCCGUUAAGGAGAUGCAGCGGGGACUGGAUGAGAACAGCGAUGGAAAGGUCAGCUUCCAGGAAUACCUCACUCUGAUUGGCUAUGUGGCCAACUCCCUCAGUCAGAGCAGGACUGAUUCCAAUGCUGCAGCAUCAUAGAUGCUUCUUGCAACAUGGAACCUGUGAAGUUUGGUGAAUCAGCAAAUUAACAGCCUUUUUUUUUCUCGUGCUUUUAAAAGUAUCUUUUCUCAUUUCCAAAUGUUCCAGACAUCAUGUAAACAUUUUCAUCAUCAGAACAGUCCAUAAUCAUUUUAAUUUAGUUUCUCCACCUGUUUUAUAAUGCUCUGAACAAUCAUCUUAAUGUCUGCCCAGAUCAACCUUUUAUUCGAUCGCACCGUGUUGAUCUCCACUAGCUGUCAAGGACACACUGAAGGACUCUGAGCUGGAUGUGUCUGUUUUUAUACUGAUCAUGCAAAGGAUACUUACUAUAUUUUCAAAAAUAAUAAAAGCUUUAUAUCAAAACCA
Thunnus maccoyii (southern bluefin tuna) is the source of this 751-nucleotide messenger RNA. RefSeq lists its product as uncharacterized. The transcript is spliced from 3 exons. The coding region runs from base 110 to 385 and encodes 91 amino acids. Gene Ontology annotation, cellular component: perinuclear region of cytoplasm. The record is from RefSeq and is a predicted model, not a curated record. Gene Ontology annotation, molecular function: calcium ion binding. NCBI's taxonomy places the organism in Eukaryota, Metazoa, Chordata, Actinopteri, Scombriformes, Scombridae.